This is a messenger RNA of Synchytrium microbalum, 819 nucleotides long. RefSeq lists its product as uncharacterized. Lineage: Eukaryota; Fungi; Chytridiomycota; Chytridiomycetes; Synchytriales; Synchytriaceae. Gene Ontology annotation, biological process: rRNA base methylation. The transcript is spliced from 6 exons. Gene Ontology annotation, cellular component: cytoplasm. Gene Ontology annotation, molecular function: rRNA (uridine-N3-)-methyltransferase activity. The coding region runs from base 1 to 819 and encodes 272 amino acids. The record is from RefSeq and is a predicted model, not a curated record.
AUGGGCAAGCUUAAAGGAGCCUUAGCGAGGCUAAAGGCCACUGUCAAGACCUCGAAAAAGAAGGCUUCGAGCAGUCAUCAGCAACCAACCGCUCCCAAAAAUGUCUCGAAAGACUCGAAAGCUCCGAAAAAGAUCAUGCCUUACACGCUAGAAGACGAGAUCUUACUUGUAGGAGAAGGAAACUUUAGUUUCGCGAAUGCAUUAGCCCUGUUGUUGCAAUCUGGUGAAAACAUUACUGCUACGUGUUACGACUCGGAGGAGAUAUUGAAUCAAAAAUACGAUGACGCAAAAGCACACAUUGAAAGCUUGCUCUCAUUACAAGGGACAGUAAUGCACGGAGUCGACGCUACACAACUAUCCAAACACAAACGCCUAAAGCUAAAACGCUUUUCCAAAAUCAUCUUCAACUUCCCACAUACCGGUAGCGGGAUCAAAGACCAGGAGAUCAAUAUCCGGACAAACCAAAAGCUAUUGAAUGAUUUUUUUGUGACUGCCAAAGAACAUGUGUCCAUUCCAAAGACCAAGUUUGAGCAGCCUGGAGAGAUACAUGUUACGAUCAAAGAUGGUGAACCAUACGCAUCAUGGAAUAUACGAAAGAUUGCCAAUCAAUGUGGACUGCAAUGCCAGACGUCAUUCAAGUUCCAUCCUGAACUGUACGAUUCGUAUCGGCACAGGCGAACACUUGGAUAUCAGCAAGGUCUGUCAGAUGAUGACAACAACGAGGUCUCUUCUGCACGGACGUAUGUCUUUGUGAUUGCUCGUGAGCCUGAGAAUCCAAAGAAACGAAAGAAGGGAGGAGAUGAUAGUGAUAGUGACUAG